Notechis scutatus (mainland tiger snake) is the source of this 7586-nucleotide messenger RNA. RefSeq names its product ankyrin repeat and sterile alpha motif domain containing 1A (gene ANKS1A). The record is from RefSeq and is a predicted model, not a curated record. Gene Ontology annotation, biological process: ephrin receptor signaling pathway. NCBI's taxonomy places the organism in Eukaryota, Metazoa, Chordata, Lepidosauria, Squamata, Elapidae. Gene Ontology annotation, molecular function: ephrin receptor binding. Gene Ontology annotation, cellular component: cytosol.
CCGGCCGGGUUGAGGCAGCGGCGGUAGCCGAGGAGGACUACUAGUAAGGAUCGGGGGCUGGUUUCCCGGCCCGCGUCGGGCCAUGGGGAAAGAGCAAGAGCUGCUAGAGGCCGCCCGCACUGGGAACCUGCCCGCCGUGGAGAAGCUGCUUUCGGGCAAGCGGCUUAGCUCGGGCUUCGGUUCGGGGGGCGGCUCGGCGUCUUCGGGGGGCGGCGGCGGCGGCGGCGGCGGCGGGGGGCACCCGCUCUCUAGCCUUCUCAGUAUCUGGAGAGGACCAAAUGUGAACUGUGUUGACAGUACUGGAUACACUCCAUUGCAUCAUGCUGCUUUGAAUGGGCACAAGGAUGUUGUGGAAGUUCUGUUGAGAAAUGAUGCAUUAACGAAUGUGGCUGACUGCAAAGGCUGUUAUCCUCUCCAUUUGGCAGCUUGGAAGGGAGAUGCUGAAAUAGUGAAACUGCUAAUACACCAGGGACCCUCCCACACUAAAGUAAAUGAGCAGAAUGCUCUUGAGAUCAAAGAACUCAAAAAGUACGGCCCCUUUGACCCUUAUAUCAAUGCCAAGAAUAACGACAACGAGACAGCAUUGCACUGUGCAGCUCAGUAUGGCCAUACUGAAGUGGUGAAGGUUCUUCUGGAGGAGUUGACUGAUCCUACUAUGCGCAAUAACAAAUUUGAGACUCCUCUUGAUUUAGCUGCUCUCUAUGGGAGACUAGAGGUUGUGAAGAUGUUGCUUAAUGCUCAUCCCAAUCUAUUAAGUUGCAAUACUAAGAAACACACUCCCUUACAUCUCGCAGCUAGAAAUGGCCAUAAAGCUGUUGUUCAUGUACUGCUGGAGGCUGGCAUGGAUAACAACUACCAGACAGAAAAAGGCAGUGCUUUACAUGAAGCUGCUUUGUUUGGCAAAACAGAUGUGGUACAGAUAUUGCUAGCUGCAGGCAUUGAUGUGAAUAUAAAGGAUAACAGAGGCUUGACUGCUUUGGAGAUUGUCAGAGAACUUCCUUCUCAAAAAAGCCAACAAAUAGCAGCUUUCAUUGAAGACUGUACAACAAGAAAGAAUCUUGUAAUAGCAGAAGAGAAGACAUCACCGCCUUUAACUGCUUCUAGUGAAACGUCAGUUCGGAUACCUCAAGGGAAUGUGGAGAAAGCAGUGACAGACUUGAUAACAGAUGUUGAUGGCAAGCCAGAAGAGUGUCCAUAUGAAGUACUGUACAAUGCAACCUCCUGUCAUUCUUUGGACAGCCUUGCCAGUGGAAGAUCCUCAGACAGAGAUUCAGUGAACAGGGAAGCCGAGAUGACUGGUAUUAAAGUGACAGCAGUGAGACCUAGAGAGCGUCCACCACCUCCUGCAAAACCACCCCCUGAUGAAGAAGAGGAACAUGAAGAUAAAAAACAUGAUACAUCCUCAGUGGGUUUGGUCACCAAGAGAAAAAGUAGAGAGAGCACAGCUGAUGAAGAAGAACAUCCUUAUGAACUCUUGCUAACAGCAGAAACAAAGAAACAUGUUACAGUAGAUAAAAAAACAAAAGGUGAAUCAUCUUUAGGUGCUACCUGCAGUGUCCAGCCACAGGUAUGGUCACGAAAAGGUCUAUCUUCUCAGGAUGGUCAGUGGCCACUAAAUUGCCAAGCUUCUUGUGAUUUUUCUUCUGGCCAUUCUGAACAAUAUCCAAGUCCUGAAUCUCAGUUGGUUGAGAUGCCAAAAGACCAAAAAAGUUUCAACAGAAGCCACAGCCAAGCAGAUGUCCAAGAUGCCCAGGUACUGGAUCAAUUCUCAGGUCUUCUGCAUGGUUCUUCUCCGGUGUGUGACAUAAGUGAGGACCCUUUGAGACUCAUUUCUGCUGUGGGCAAAGGAAGUACAGAGGGAACUGCUAUGCAGCUGGAAAAUGUUGAGGCUUCUGGAUCGGUACAAUCUAGUCCUGUAGACCAAAAUAAAGUGGUCUAUUCAGCCAUACGCCAUAUCCGUGACAAGUUGGAUUCUGGAACUUUGGCGCAUCCUCAUUUGCCACAGCACCCCGGUAGUGCUGAGGAUGGAGACAAGAGCAGUGUUGUAGGAAGAGUUCAUCCAGGAAGCAAGUCCAAAGCAGACCUCAAACUUAGCCGUAGCUUAUCAAAAUCGGAUUCUGACCUUUUGACCACCUCACCAACAGAGGACGAUACUAUGGGGAGCAGAAGUGAAUCCCUUUCCAAUUGUAGCACUGGGAAAAAAAGGCUGGAGAAAUCACCUUCCUUUGCUUCCGAGUGGGAUGAGAUCGAGAAAAUAAUGAGUUCCAUUGGCGAAGGCAUUGACUUUUCACAGGAGCAACAAAGAAUGUCAGGUUCACGGAUGCUGGAGCAGAGUGUUGGGGAGUGGCUGGAGUCCAUCGGUUUACAGCAGUAUGAAAGUAAACUGCUUCUCAAUGGCUUCGAUGAUGUCUGCUUCCUGGGAUGUAAUGUUAUGGAAGAUCAGGAUCUUCGGGAAAUUGGUAUUAGUGAUCCACAACAUCGCAGAAAACUUCUCCAAGCAGCACGUUCCCUUCCUAAGGUGAAAUCUCUAGGCUAUGAUGGUACUCAACCUUCAGUUCCUGCGUGGCUUGAUUCCUUGGGGCUUCAAGAUUACAUUCAGUCAUUUCUGUCAAGUGGCUAUAGUUCUAUAGACUCAGUGAAAAACCUCUGGGAGCUAGAAUUAGUAAACGUACUCAAAGUGAAUCUUCUUGGCCACCGUAAACGUAUUAUAGCCUCUCUGGCAGACAGACCAUAUGAGGAACCCCCACAGAAACCACCAAGGUUCUCUCAGUUAAGAUGCCAGGAUUUGAUAUCCCAGACGUCUUCACCUCUGAGCCAGAGUGACUCCUGCACAGGGAGGUCUGCAGACCUCCUGCUGCCUUUGGAAGAUGCUGGGAAGAAGAGACAUGAGAACAUCCAUGAUAUUGCAUCUUAUCCAAGAACAGAGAAGUUUAGGACACAGGAGGAACAUCGUGAAUCGAAGCUUACACUCAGACCUCCUAGUCUGGCAACUCCCUAUGCUCCUGUACAGCACUGGCAGCAUCAGCCAGAGAAGCUUAUAUUUGAGUCCUGUGAGUAUGAAGCCAAUUAUCUAGGGUCCAUGUUAAUCAAAGAUCUUCGAGGAACAGAAUCUACACAGGAUGCCUGUGCAAAAAUGAGGAAAUCAACUGAGCAUAUGAAGAAAACCCCAACAAUAAUAUUAUCUAUUACUUAUAAAGGAGUGAAGUUCAUAGAUGCUGCUAACAAGAAUGUAAUUGCUGAACAUGAAAUUCGGAAUAUCUCUUGUGCUGCCCAAGACCCCGAGGAUCUCUGUACAUUUGCCUACAUCACUAAGGAUUUGCAGACUAGUCACCACUACUGUCAUGUCUUCAGUACCAUUGAUGUAAAUCUAACAUAUGAAAUCAUUUUGACAUUGGGGCAAGCAUUUGAAGUAGCCUACCAGUUGGCCCUUCAAGCUCAAAAAUCAAAAUCUCCAGCUGUUUUGACUGCAGAAAUGAUAGAAACAAAAUCUUCAAAACCAGUGCCUAAACCUCGAAUCAGCGUGAGAAAGUCAGCACUGGAGCAAUCUGAAGAGGACCAAGACUCCCAGUCCCAUGCUGGUGUAUCCUGGGUAGUUGAACCCAAGCAGGAUUCCAAGAGGACCCUCAGCACUAAGUAUGAGACUACUAUCUUCUGAAAACAAAUCUACAUCCAACCAGUCUAACUGUGCCUUUGCAGUCUGAUCUGCCUGCUGUUCUAAACCUUCCUUUUCCCCCAUUGCUGGCACUAGGCAUGGUGUCACCAGAGGCAGAAGCAUAGGAUUAUCAGACUAAACAGCUUUUUGUAUCUGCUUUCUACUGAACACUGUGAAUUCUCCUAAAGGAAACAAGGGUAACACACUGAGAGAGUCAGCUGUUUUUAGAUGUCUUGAGAGAUGGGAGAAAUGAAGCCUGUGGGAGUUCAGUAUAUGGAUUUGGGGAAAUCAACUGGUGUUUUUGAUUUUCUCUUCAUGUUGACACUGUGAAUAUGGAGUGGAUUAACACUCCAUAGGGCUUUUCUGUUUAGCAUUCUUGUUACUGGAUGGUUCUACAACUUUGUUCUCUUGUGUACCUACUGUUGUAAUCUAGAUUUAUAUCUCCAUACUAAGACAUGGCCACAACUGUUCCUUGUAGCAUUCUUUUACUUGUUAUCUCAAAACACACUAAUUACUGCGAUAUUGUUUGCAAACCUCUUGCUCACCUGACUUCUGGCAUGAAUCCUGUUCACACUCUUUACUGUUUCUGGAUACCGGAAUGUAUGGUAUAAACUAGGAACCAUGAUUUCCCCUAUUAAGCACUUUCAUUUUUCCUAGGAGUCAGAUUUGAUAUAAAUAAUGUUAAACAGGAAUGUUUUCAGCUCUCCAAGUAUUUCUGAUCAGUCUGUGUAGGAUUUACUGUUAGAGCUUUCUGUUCAUGUUAGGCAAUCCACUUACAAUUAACUGAUCAAUCACAUUUCCUGAACUUUAAUUAGAGUGCAUCUUGCAAAGAUACACACUAGUUGCUGAAAAUAAGGAUCAGAAGCUGAUAAAGUAUAAAAUCAAGGCAAGUGGUAGGAAAAACGGAUGGUAUACUUAUGUUGUAUUAAACAAGGUUAACAAUUAGAAGAUUUCCAGAUUUUAUACAGAAUAUUCCUAAAUGUGCAGCAUCCCAGGCACAUUGGAGUUUUCAAAAUAUUUAUAAUUCAUCUUUCUCCAGGCAGGCCAGUAAAUAGUAUUUGACUUUUUAGGUCUUUUAAAUACAAAUUUUAUUUAGUUCUUUUAAACAAAAGAAUGCAAAGGUAGAUUGAAUUUAAAUUACUGGCUUUUCACUGAAUACUUUCCUUCAAAGCAGCAAGCUUUGCUAUUAUUGUGGAAUUAAAUAGCCACUACUAUUUUGGGCAGCAAUUCCAAAUAUUCAGUUUAUUUUGUGAGAUGGACUCUAAGAUCAUCUCUGUUCAGAUGAUGUCUGACAUUUGCCUACUGUCCUUCAAGUAAUUUGUUUUUACUAAACACAAGUUUCCCAGUGAUAAUCCAUACACUUCAGAUUAUUCAGAGACUGUAGAGUUACUGCGACUGAAUGACCUUAUGUAAAUUACCAUACAUUUCUCACAUCUGGGGUUUAGUCACUGACAAAAGUAUAAACUUCCCUUGGUUGCAUUUUUAAUGUAUAAAAUCAUUCAAUCCCUAGCUUUCUUUUCAUUAAUAUUGUCCCCAUUUUGUUUGCCUUCUGCCAAGCUGAACUACAGACAUCCACGUUUCUCCAUGGAAAUAUAGUAAAUGAGCAGAGCUCUAAGAAGCAGUGAAAUCCUGGAGGUACGAAGAUCAACACCUGGCUCUGGGUUGUGUCCUUGGCUGCUCAUUAAGGACUUCCAGAGUUGAGUGAAAAGAGUUCCAAGCCACAAGCUGAUAAAAGCAAUAUGCAUUUUUAGCAAAAGAACUGAAAUUUCUGCAGUUAAAAGACUGAUGCCAUGAAUUUUAGUUUGAAAUGUUUUUGUUUCCUUUAUAUUGUAAAAUCCUCAAUUUCAGCAUAGCAUUGAUGGAAGUGAACAACAGUAAUUGCUAAAACAAAACAUGAAUAUGCCUGUCUUAUUAUAUAGCUUACAAUAUCUGAAUAUUAAAUCAUAUAUGUCAUACUUGGCUUGGAAUAGUAAUAGGUGAAUUCCCAACUUGAUACAAUAUUAAAUUAAUUUUGAGGUAGUAGCACCUAGGCUGAUAAUUGUUCAUUCUUAAUAGUUACAGUAAUAAUUUAAAAGAGUAUCUAACUUAAAAGAAUCAGAGAAAUUUAAAUUCUUGACAGUUCUUGAACUAACUAGAAGCCUGGUAUAAGUAAGCCUACUUAUCACUGCAAUACAGCUGUUUUGUGAAAGUAUUUUUCUCUCCACACAAUUUAUAACUGGACUGUGAUUUCUUGCAUCUCAAUCAAGUAAUCUAUUUUUUAAAAUGUGAUUUGAUUGUACUCUGUGGUUUGAGAUUUUUUAGAUUAUUCACUGAUUAGCACUUUUUAUACUAGUUGAUAAUUUAAGAAUGCUCAUUUAAGUUCAUAAUUUAAGUAUCUUAUAUAACAUUACACAGUAUAAAAAAGUGGAGAUCAUGGGCAUUAUGCUAAAACAAUUUAUUUCCUUAAUUCCACUUAAUUCAACAAUGACUGCUUCAGAUGGAAGCUAAAUGAGUAUCUUAAGCAUUCACAAUCUUGAACACUGGCUUCAGUUCUGACUGUGAUAAAUAAGUAUCUCUAUCUUAUCCAAGAAAAAGAUGAGGAAGUGCAAAUAAUGCUUUGGUGGGUAUGAUAGUUUGAUAUACCCUGUCAUUGUAUUAAUGAUUUUCUUCAAUUUUUGUUUGUAUCAUUAAGAUGUAAUUUAGUCUUACUUUAUUUGGUAAAAAAAAUAGGAGGAAAAAGUAUCCUUAUCCCAAAUAGUUGGAUUUGGGAAUAAUUCAGAUGAAUUUCUUGAAACACAACAUUCCUUUAUAUGCAUAUGUAAAUGAUAUGCUGGUGUUGGUAUAAAUAUUACUGUACCAGUAAGUCUGUUCUUAAAGAAUGCAAAUUGCAUUUUUGCUAAGGAGGAUAGGAUAAUUAGCCUUAGAACAUAUUGACAAAGAUGAUGAAAGCUUCCAACUUGCUUCUUCCAGUAAUUUGGUGCUUCCUUUCUGAGUUUACAUGGACAUAGCAAUAUCCAUGGGUGCAUCUCCUGAUUAAGCAUUCCUUUUAAGAAGGCAAUUCAAGCCAUUUUGGACUUGAGUUUUCCUAGCGAUUUUUGCUGUUUCUAGACUCCAAAGCAUUUGAGAUUUUUGUCUCUCUGUGAGGUUUUGUAGCACCCAGAGAAGAAUACCAUCUAUUGCUGGCACUUAAUCUGUUUAUUGGUCCAUUUAAAAUGUUACACUUAUUGUAAGCAUUCAUUUGUGCUUGAAAUAACAUCUCCCUAUGCUGCUUUUGCUAGAACGCCUUUUCAAAAUGGAUAACCUAAAAUUAUAGGCUUAUUUUUACUUCAUUUGAGUCCAAGAUGAGAUCACUUUAUAAAUGCUAUGAUGGAUGAGCUACUGCUUAUCCUUUGAAUGGAAAAUCAGUUUAUGAAAAUCAAAACUCCUGUAGGAUUUUUUUAUUUUUUGUUUUAUAUUUUUACACACUAGUAUCAGCUCACAGAAACUGGCCUUUAGACUUUCUUAGCUUGUGAGAGAAAUCCUGAAUUUGAGGUACAUGACAAUCUGCCCAGCCUUCUUUGGGAAAAAAUUCUAAAGCAGCUUCAAGUGGUGAGCUGUGCUGUUCUUGCAGACAGGUAUCUAAUGAUACCUCACUUUUUCAAUACCUUCUUUGCCUGUGAAAAUAAAAAUGCUGGGUGAUAUUUCACUCCUUCACUGCCUCUGUUUGCAUGAUCAGUAUGAAUGUCUAUCGGCAGGAUUUUCUGCUAUGCUUGCUUCUGAAGAAGGCAGGCAGAUUCUUCAUAAUAGGCAGUUUGAAUAUCAACACUUUUAUGCUAAUUGUGAUGUAUGGCAGUGGGACUGAUUUGUAAUAAAAUGUUAUUUAAUCUGUCUUUGUAUUUUGAUACUUGAACUAUUUCCUUUUUAUUUUCUGUAUAUAAAAGUUAUUCUCUCUCUCCCUCUUUUUUUUUUUUUUUUU